Messenger RNA from Hippocampus comes (tiger tail seahorse), 603 nucleotides. Its product is annotated as endophilin-A2-like. Lineage: Eukaryota; Metazoa; Chordata; Actinopteri; Syngnathiformes; Syngnathidae. Gene Ontology annotation, biological process: synaptic vesicle uncoating. The transcript has 3 exons. The annotation marks the transcript as partial. Gene Ontology annotation, molecular function: protein binding. Gene Ontology annotation, cellular component: glutamatergic synapse; presynapse; cytoplasm. The record is from RefSeq and is a predicted model, not a curated record.
AUCAUUUCAUCAGCGCUAAGUGGCAGCAGCAAAACACACAUUUGCAAAGUGUGGUCAAAAUGUCGAUGCUUUAUUGCGUCGCUGACAUGUUCAUGUCCGUCUCCAGGUGGCGCACUCGUGGAAGUCGGGGAAGCCAUGAAGAGAAUGGCGGAAGUCAAAGACUCGCUAGACAUUGACGUCAAACAGAACUUCAUCGACCCGUUGCAAGGCCUCUGCGACAAGGACCUCCGAGAAAUUCAGCACCACCUCAAGAAGCUGGAAGGUCGCCGCCUGGAUUACGACUACAAAAAAAAGCGGCAGGGCAAAAUUCCCGAUGAGGACAUCCGACAGGCCCUGGAGAAGUUUCACGAGUCGAAGGAAGUCGCGGAGACCAGCAUGUAUAACCUGCUGGAGACCGACAUCGAGCAGGUGAGCCAGCUCUCGUCUCUGGUGGAAUCCCAGCUGCAGUAUCACCGGCAAGCAGUCCAGGUCCUGGAGGAGCUGUCUGACAAACUCGGAGAAAGGUGUGGUAACAUACCGCCUUGUGUAUACAACUCGCACACACGUGCGCAUACACUGAGCUUCAGGAAAACAUGAUGGCUGCACUUAGUAUUGAUCUAGCAG